UCCUGUUGUGCCCGACGCCGUCGGGGUGUCGGGGCGCCCAUCGCGCACGCAUGCAUUCCGACGACGCGCGCAUUCCGCCGUCAUAGUUCACGCACCCACGCAUGCGAGCACAUGCACGCGCUCUCUCACGUAGCCGGAGGCGUUUUAAAGCACGUAUACACACGCGAGACCAUGAACGCCGAGACGACGACGAUCUGCCUCUCGGUGCUGUGCAUUUACGUGAUGACGGCGCCGUCGCCGUCGACGCCGCCGCCGCCGCCGUCGCCCUCACUGUCGCCGUCGCCAUCCCCGCGGCCUUCGGAAACGACGCCGCCUCGUCCCACUGACGUGGCUUACGCGAGCCCACUGGAACCACACUUGGAGAUCCUGCCGAGCGGCGAGACGCAUUCGAAACCGAUCGGGACCAGCAUCAUCCUCACGUGCAAGCCGAAGGUGGACCAACCGAACCUCAUCAACGAUAUGAAAUGGCUCGACACGCGGAACCGAACGAUCGAGCCCGUCAGUCUUCUUGUUUUGCCGCUGAAAAGCUCGCACACGGGACAGCAGAAACCGGCGAUGUAUACCGAGAGGUAUGCGGACGGCAGUCUGGCUCUGUUCAUUAAUUCCCUCGACGAAAACCAGGCCGGGAAGUACUCUUGCAUUGGGACUUACGCGAAUUCCGUGACGAUGAGCAAGUCUAUCACGAUCGAGGCCAUCAUCGCGAUCACUUGGGAAAACGCACCGUUGGACCAGCAUCCUAUUCUUGGUGAGGACUUCCCUAUCCAAUGUCAAGUACGCGCUAGGCCUGCGCCUCUGGUCGACUGGCUCUACAAUGGCGAGCUGAUCAGGACCAACAAUCGUUAUAUCAUAGACAAGUUCACAUUGACGAUCAAGGAUGUUCAGGAAUCGGACGACGGUGUGUACACCUGUCGAGCGUCGGUGCAGGCCACUGGAGAACUGAAGGAGCGACCUAUUAAAGUUGAGGUGUACACGCGACCCUCGAUCGAGGAGUUCUCGAGCCCGGUCGAGAUCAUCGAGGGCGAGAACGCGAACAUCGCGUGCAAGGCCAGUGGCAAGCCGCCGCCAACCCUGAGCUGGAUCAAGACUCUCACCCACAUGAACCUCUCCGAGGCCGAUCGCUUCGGCGUCGAUCCGUACACCGGUAUGCUCACCAUCACCGACGUGAAGCGUGAGGACGCCGGCGAGUAUCAGUGCGCCGCGAAGAGUCCGGCCGGCGACGCCAGCAUGAACAUCCUGGUGAACGUGAUCGUCAAGCCCAAGAUCAUGGAGUUCACGAACAUGAGCGUGGUGGAGAAGAAGCAGGUGGACAUAAUGUGCAAGGCGUUCGGUCGGCCGCCGCCUGAAGUGACCUUCAGGAAGUUCACGGCCGACAAGCAGUACGUGAUGGGAGCCCAACCGAACGACGACCGGAUCAUCAUGAUAAACAAGCAGAACGAGAUGAACGGCGAGACCGUCGGCAAUCUGACGAUCUUGAACGCCCUCAGGUCGGACGACGGUCUGUACGAGUGCAUUGCGAAGAACCGUGGCGGCGCCGCCUACAAGAACGGCCACCUCACCGUCGAGUAUCCGCCUUCCUUCCGACUGAUGCCGAACAUCACGAUGUGGUCCUGGGACAAGCGGACGGUGAACCUGACCUGCAUCGCCGAGAGCAUACCGAACGCGACGAUACGCUGGACGAUGCACGGCGACCAGAAAAUCGAGAACCAUGCGAUGAUCCAGCAGAUCGACAACGGGCCGAUCUCCGUCCUCUCGGUCACGCCGAUCGACAACAGGUACUACACCCAUUACAAGUGCAUCGCUUCGAACGUCCACGGCACGCGCGACCAUCUGAUCGAGCUGAGGGAGGCGAAGAGGCCCGGCAACCUGCUGGACGUCAAGAUGACCGAGAUAAGCGCGACGACGAUCACGUUCGGCCUGAUACCGCCGAAGCAUCCGGAUCUACCUGUCAACAGCAUCACCGUGCAGUACAAGAAACUGAACGACAUCUGGCCGCAGUCGAAGAACAGGACGUGGACCGUCGGUAGUCGAUACACCGUUGAGGAUUUGACGCCGAUGACGUCGUACGAUUUUCGAUUUGCGGCGAUGAACGAGGUCGGUCUGGGUAACUGGGGCAACGACUUUCACGAGAUGACGCCCGGUAAAACGGCGCCGAUGCAGCCGAAGAUCAUGACGAAGAAUACGAAGGAUGAGUACGAAAUAUCGCCGUACAAUAAUCAGUACGAGCUCGCCUGGAAGACGCCGGCCGAUAACGGCGAGCCGAUAGAUCUGUACCAGAUCAAGUACUGCCAGAUAAAACGCGUUUCCGGCGAUUGGGACACAUUGCACGAUAGCUGCGUAUUGAUAACUGUCAAACCUCAGAAUAGGCACUGGCUGAAGGACCUGAACUCCGACUCCUUCUACACUGUCGAGCUGCAGGCUCACAACGCGAUGGGCUUCAGCUCAGCAGGACUCGCCAGGUUCAAGACGUCCAGAGAGUCUUCGGGACACAGAGAGGACUAUCCAGUAAUAUCUGAUGCUGGUAAUACAAGCAAGAUCGCCGUGGCCGCUAUUACCACAGCAGUAUUGCUCCUAUCUCUAGCCAUUUAGAGUCGCCGUCAGGGAUAUUUGCUCCUCGCGCUAAUCUUCCCUCCGUCGUGAACGCGAUAGGAAGCGCGGCGAAUUCGCCAACAGUACAAGAGAGACACCACGAUGGACGAGAAAGAAUGAAAGAAAAAGAGAGAGAGAGAGAGACGCUCCACUAAUAUAGCACACAUUCUUUCGCGAUUUGCUGAAACUCUCGCGUGUUUCGUUCGAAUCUGAAAUCGAAUUGUCCGGAUGAGAAUCUCGGAGAGUCGACGAGGUGCGUGCGUUUCGGAACUCGUGCGAGACACGACGGCGUAGGUUAAAUCGCGGGGCAUUUAUACAUACUGUGUCGUUCAUUUGUAUCCAUUUAGUAGUAAACGAUCGACAACGAACGAACAAAACGGAUGAAGCAAAUCGACACGUUCACCGGUACAUUCCGCAGUUAAACAAGAGGAGAUAUAGCAUUUAAGUGGGUCCUUUAAGAAGAAGAGCGCGCGACAGGCCGCGAAGCGAGGUGUAUUUAUAUACUUAUUUGUUUGUUAAAUGCUCACUGUUAGUAGACGUACUAGUACGUUUCCUUCCACUCUUCUUUCGUGUGUUAAGUUAAGGCUGUACCUUUUGGUGACCCUUGCAAGAGGCGGACGCGCAUCCGCACUAUACCCAAGGAUCACGCUGCUCGCACUACCGUGCUGCAGGAAAAAGAACAAAAAAAAAAAGAAAGAGAAAAGAAAGUAAUUAACGUGGCCAAUACGAUAAAAUAUACGUACGCACCGAUAGUCUCGCGUGUCUCGGUGGAUCGCGUUACACAAUUAACUAACGACUGUCUCAAUAUUCAAGUCGGACUGUCCGGUUUUUCCAUGCGAAGUUAAGUAUAAACGAGUCACGACGAUGCGUCGAUAAAUUCUUGCGGUAACGAGUUUUUUGUAUUAGAAAGACACACGAUAGCGGUGACUAAACGAAAUGUGUGCUUCCCCCGUAUGUACGUUGAUUCGAGCGAAAAUCAACGAUCCGUCGAUCGAAUAGACGUCUAGUUUUCGUUGCCGAUGCGUACUGCGCGCGUAACGCCGCUGUAUCCGCUCGGUACACCGAGCGUAUAAAUAUUAACGAGCGUGUGAGACCAUAACGUACAGACCAUAAGAGUGCUACUGCCCUAAAUUGCCAACUAUUCGCGCGCAAGGUUCAGCGACGAUGUAGAGAGAAAAAGAGAGGGAGAAAGAGAGAGACGGACGGUAUUAGAGGAGAAAAAAAGACAGAGAAAAGAGAGAGAGAAAAGACGAACGCCGCGUGUUUAGAUGUCACGGAGUCCUGAAUCGCGCGCAAAUGCGAACGGUGAUAAUCGUACUUCGUUGAGUAUAUAUACUUACGAUCGGAGCACUAGAAUUGUUUUAUUGAGUUUCGCCGAUUGACCACGCGUCAAAAGUACUUUUUAGAACGGUGCUCUUUUUUCACGAUUUUUACGAUUUUCUAAUUUUUACUCGAGAGAAAGUGUCGAUAAACGCGUCUUAAGAGACGAUCGUACGGAGUAAUAAAAAGGGAGAGAGAAGAAUGAUAUUAGAGCGACCGGCUGGACGCCGGUUAGUAUAUAACUCGUGAAUCUCCAUUUGUCGUUAUCAGAGAAAGAAAUAAACGUUGUUACAAGCAUACACGAUUAUUAAUAACAAUUUGACGGUUCCUAUUGACAAACCAUGUUGCGAUGGAAAAAUCCGUUUUUAUCGAGGCCCCGAAGAGGCAACGUAGGACGUUUACCUUCUUCGUACACGAAGUCGACACUGAUACGCCCGACUCGCGUCCGUGCGAUGUUCUCUCUCCGAGGGGGGAAUUUCACACGAGCUCCUGCAAACUCCUCGCGAAGUCGCGUCACGCACGCGGUAUCCUCGGUCCCAGAACUCGGCUCUAUCCACCGCGACGCGAACACAGACGCAACUAUGACGAGACGCCGGGAUAAUACGGUGACGAAAUCACUCUAUUCCUGAGAUUCUUUCCUCGUAUUUUCACACGCUAGAAUACGACGCGGCGUAAAUUGUUAUAUCUUAUGUAACAUGUGUACUUUAUAUUUUUAUUAUUAUUUUUUUUUUUUUAUUAUGCGGUAGAAAAAUGAAAUAUCUUAUACUUCAAGAUCUGGAGUUGAAUAUCGUUUUUCUUUUCUACGUUACUGCAUGAUCUGAUAGAGGUGGUUUCAUUCGGAAAAUAGAUAACAAUUGGUAACAUUGCCCUCUUUUAUAAAGUUCCACCGAAUUAUUUAUGUGGAGUAGCAAUCUCAUUGUAAACGUUUAUCCCUCUUGGGACAGGAUUAUACAAUACUUAUCCCUUUAGUCGGGUUCCGGGAUUACGUCACGAGACAAAUUCCGAGAGAGAAAGAGAGAGAAUUCGCACGGACGAGAGAAUACGACGAGCUCGAACAACCGACAGAACCAGGCAUUUUAGUUUACUUUCUUAGCUGAGUUGAUUUCGAUUGCGAUUGCAUAUAAUUUCUCUCUCCCCUCUUGCCAUUGAUCUGUUUUGAUUAUCCUUUUCUCGUUUUUUUCUUCUUGUUUUAAAUUCUUACUUUUGUUUUUGUGGGAAUUUAUUCAGUCGCACAUUAGUUUCGCUUGACUAGUUCUGGAAAUACGUGUUUAGUGUGCGCAUGAUAUGUGUGUUGCGAUCAUUGCGAUUCUACCGAUUACAGUUUUACCGUAUAAAUUAUAAAUUCGUUAUCGCUGUAGUUCUUAUACAUAUAACCAUGUACAACCGCCGCUGCCGACCGUAGCCGCCAACCACCACCGCCGUCGCCGUAAUUGUCACUAGUGACCACUGUCAUGAUUAAUCACGCUAAUCUCGAGCGACGAGCGCGGAAAUCGAGAGCGACUGUCCAGUUUUCCCGACGGGCUCAAUUUUCGACGCCGGAAAAUAAUCGUGACGGUAAUCUAGAACACCGGGGAUAAUUGGAAAAUCCUUAGGCGAUUCGUUAUAUUAAAUAUCGCGAAUACGAAGUACUGAUACGCGUAUCGGAGAAUGUAGGGAUUUUGCCAAUAAUGAAAUCGCGAAAAAAAUGCCUUAAAUUCGCGAUAAUUAUCAUCGCUAAAUCGCCGAGAGAGAGAGAGAGAGAGAGGGAGAGGGGGGGGGGCGAUAUCCGUUAUUAAUUUCGUCACCGGAAGAGCUCGCUGAAUUUUCCACGAUCGCCUAACGUUCCGAAUAUCUUCGUCACACACAGCCAUCCGUACCAAUGGACAAUGGAAAGGCGCGAAACGGCUGUGAGUGUAAAUUACACACGUUUCCCGUAUUUUUCGCGUCGAAAAUUGAGCCCGCGCUCGAAAUAAUACGCUUUCGAUUCCCGGAUAAGAGACUACAAAAGGAGCGCGGUUCGCGGAUCUCGAAGGCCUGGUCGUGUCCGGAACGGGCGGUCUUUUACCUCAAGUGCCUGUGCACGUGCACACGCUCGCAAACACGCGCAUUGAUCGCCUCGGCCGAGGCUCGCGCGCGCGGAGGAAACACCACCGGCGAUCGAUCGAUGUGACGAGGUCUUCGACCCAGAUCUUUUUUACGUCCUUUUUACGUCCGUUCUCGCAAUGCCUGGGUUCCUUAGAUAUUAGUCCACAACGCAUGGCAUGCGCUUUGUUAUCAUUACUACUCCUUUGUUUUUUUUUUUCUAUUUUUUUUUCCUUCUCAAUCGACGAGCAACGCCGACGUUUCGCCGGCGAUGUUCCCAUUCCACGUCCGUGAACGACGUCGUCCGUUCCGGUGGCGAGAACGCGGAGAACUCGCGACCUCUCCGCGAAAUUUUCGACGUACUACGUUCGCAGCGUCUCGCGUUUACCGUGCCAGAUUGCGUCUACCGACGGAAUUUUUAGCAGCAAUUACGAAUCCCCCGACGGGAGCGCGUUAAUUAUGCCGGCCCGUGACGUCGACAAAAUCGCCGCGAAUUAGAAACGCUUGUUUACGAAAUCGGGGGAAGCCCAUGUUGGAGGAGGGGGGGGAGAAAUCCGUCAUUUCGCGGUGUAACUCGCGUCGACGGGCGAAUUUUAUUUUCUCAAUUAUUUCCAAGCGAAUUCCGGUUUCGGGCGGAAAUUUCAUUCCGCGGGCCCGAUGUUUAAUGUCGGGAAUUGAAAAGUCGCUGUAACCAAAUUUCUGGUAAUAAAAAAUUGAUUUCACAUUCGCCCGAAGAAUCCGUAAUUGCAGUUUGACACGGUAGAAGUGAGAUUGGCUUCGCUGUGCACAGCCGAAACAUACAGCGCGCGAAUGAAUCCGAUCCGCGCUAAUCGAGAAAGCGCUUUUCGACGUCGAAAUCGGACGACGAAACUUCUGUCGGAAUCGGCGCGUCGCCUCUCGCAAAUCUCGCGAGCGCCGAAAUUUCAUCGGACUCGCAACGCUCUGCCAUCGGAAUACUGCAUUCCAAUAUCUCGGAAUUCGGAGCAACCAAAUAGCAUCCUGUAUGCCGAUGAGAGGAGAGAAGAGCGCCGGAUAGAUCGCGUUUAAUCGACGCGGAACCUUUUCAUUAAAAUUGCACCCGGCAAGCAAAUACCAUUUUAUGCCAUUUUGCAUUUUAAUUCGCCCAAUUUACUCGUCGAUUGGUCGAUUCGUUCCGAAGCCGUUCUUCCUUCCGUUCCGCGCUUUCACUUUUGAGUAAUAGGAUAUCGGUCGGUCCGAUAUCGAGAGGUAUCGGUGCGCCGAGGUGUCGAUAACAAUAACCUAACACGAAAGUCGCGAUUACACGGUGAUCGUCCGAGAAGGCUCUAACCAGACGUCAUCGUGAGAUAUCGCGGAUAGCCCGUGACGGGCGACGAGCUCUGGAGCUUCACCGUCGGGCCACCGCCGUCGUAAAAGAUCGGAGAACGGCGAUUUUUACGCGCUCAAACGCGCUCUUACUUCCGGCGACAAUAAACUCCACGGCGUAACUUCGGGAACCGCCGCGGACCGAGCGUAGCCGGCGCGUUCGCGAGCGUGCAGAUAAAGGCGUUCUUAGGAGACGCUUAAAGUCGGCGCACGUCGGAAGACGAGACCGCGGGGACGAGCGGCGGGCUUUAAACCGAUAAGACAAUGUCGGCGUGCCAGCAGCCGCAAAGACAGAAGGAAAACGUUUGAGAAACAGAGAGAGAGAGAGAGAGAGAGACAAAGAGAGGAAGA
Dinoponera quadriceps is the source of this 7662-nucleotide messenger RNA. RefSeq names its product fasciclin-2 (gene Fas2). The transcript is spliced from 8 exons. Lineage: Eukaryota; Metazoa; Arthropoda; Insecta; Hymenoptera; Formicidae. Gene Ontology annotation, molecular function: protein binding. The record is from RefSeq and is a predicted model, not a curated record. Gene Ontology annotation, cellular component: neuron projection; membrane. Gene Ontology annotation, biological process: cell adhesion. Bases 112 to 2586 code for a protein of 824 amino acids.